AUUCUAGUAAAUACUUGUUAAAUUAAAUUAAUAAAAGGUUUGUUUAUGGGUUUAUUGAAUUAAUAUGCGGGUGGUAACAAGUGGUGCGUAUUUGGGCGCAAUAGAGUUGUGUUUUUAAAAGGCAAGUAAAAUGCAGGUGCAUAUGAAUUUCACCAAAACACAAAUGUCCUUGAAAAUACAAAUUUUCUUUAAUUCUAAAGAUCACAUGAUGGCGAUAUCGGGAUCCAAUUGGCUGGAGAGGAGCGUGCCCUGCGUACCGCUGAUGCGCAUUAGUGAUUACAAAAUGCCGUCAGAGUCUAAACCUUUGUUGACAGCUCAGACGGAAAAGCCAAAUCAUUACUCAUAUUUAAAAGAAUUUCGCGUCGAGCAAUGCCCGCUCUUCUUGCAACACAAAUGUACACAGCAUCGUCCAUUCACCUGUUUUCAUUGGCAUUUUAUGAAUCAACGGCGACGAAGGCCCGUACGACGCAGAGAUGGAACCUUUAAUUAUUCUGCAGACAAUUACUGCACUAAAUAUGAUGAGACAACUGGUAUUUGUCCCGAUGGAGACGAUUGCCCCUAUCUUCACAGAACCGCUGGUGAUACAGAACGAAGAUAUCACUUGAGAUAUUACAAGACGUGCAUGUGCGUUCACGACACAGAUUCCAGAGGAUAUUGCGUUAAAAACGGGUUGCAUUGCGCGUUUGCGCACGGUAGUCAUGAUCAUAGGCCUCCAGUCUACGAUAUUAAAGAAAUACAGGCCCUUGAGGCGUCAGAAGCAGAAGGUAGUUGCUCAGCAAAUGGUCCAAACGCCUUGGACAAAGAAAGAAAUUUGAUGAACGAGGACCCCAAAUGGCAAGCAAUGUUUCUUUUAGACACAAAUUUCGUUUUAUCUAAUUAUAAAACAGAGCCCUGUAAAAGACCGCCUAGGUUGUGUAGACAAGGUUAUGCCUGUCCUCAAUAUCACAAUAGCAAAGAUAAAAGAAGAAGUCCUCGGAAAUUUAAAUAUAGAUCAACACCUUGCCCGAAUGUAAAGCACGGGGAGGAAUGGGGUGAACCUGGUAACUGUGAUGGUGGUGAUUUGUGUUCAUAUUGUCAUACUAGAACGGAACAACAAUUUCACCCAGAAAUUUACAAGAGUACCAAAUGUAAUGAUGUACAACAAUCAGGGUAUUGUCCCAGGGGCGUAUUCUGUGCAUUUGCUCACGUAGAACAAGAGAUGGGUGUACAAAGAGAUACAGGUGACUGUGGCACAAAUUUAGCGGAAAUCCUAUCAAACGCUCUUCCCAUCGACAAGAACAAAGAAAAAAGUAGUGAUAGUUCAAAUGGCAGUAGCGAAGUAAGCGAGUCUGCGUCCACGUCGUCGCUAGGUUCGAAUAGUUCGCAUAGCAAAGCGCCCGGUUCCCAACUAACCCACAAACCAUCCCCGUUCCAAAGACAUCCCACAAUAUGCUUAGAAUUAACCAAUAAAUUGUUAGCGAUCGAAAAGGACCCGACACUAGACGCGAUAGAAAGGGAACAAAGGAAACAAAAUUUGUAUUAUGCUUAUAGCAAUUUAGGAGCUUCGUAUUUCAGUACGGGGAACGACACCAUGGAAAGUGUUGUUGAUGAACUUAUAUUGGAAGAUUUGAAUUUAUCCACACUGGACAGGGAUUCCGAUUCGCCCAAUGUCUCAAAUUCGAUAUCCGUGGGGCUCGCCUCGUCCGCCGGCCUAUUGGGCAGUUCCGCCCCUGUAAACAUUCCAAAUGCCAGGGCCGCACUUGGCGGUUUCAGCCCGACAGGCAACAGUCCCCUGCAACCGUUCCUAUCUGCUGCUAGGUUUUCUCAGUCUGACAUAGACUUCCUACACAAUUCUCAGAUGCCACUCAGUUCUAGCGCAUCGAAAAAUUACCAAUCGUUUUUUGAUUUUCAAGCGCAAAGCAUAUCGCCCAACUCUAGGAAUCACAAUAAUUUUAGCAUGUCGCCUAGCGUCAAUAGCAAUUUAGAGGUGGCCAGGUUAAGAGAGGAACUCAGCUCUUGCAGACUCCAACUGAACAACUGGGAGGAAAGACUGGGCCAAGCGCGCAGCGCAUGCGACGCGUGGCAGCGCGAAUCCGAAGACUUGACGCGCAAAACGCAGCAAACGGAGAGCAAACUGAACGAAACCCUGACCCAAUACAACUCUCUCAAGGCCGAGUACGAGAACCUGCAGGGCGGACCGCACAUACGCAGCAUAACGAAAGUGAGCGAGCUGUCGAAGCUUUCUCUGAGCGUCCUGAAGAACUUGCACGCGCAGCUCAGGCAAGAUUUGGAGGAGAUCGAAAAGGUUUUGUAUCGCGAGACCGCGUCCAAGUGCAUGGUUUGCGAAGAGAAGAAUCGCACCGUCACGCUCAAUUGCAAUCACUUCGUGCUGUGCGACGCGUGCGCGGCCACGCAGAACGAAUGCCCGUACUGUCAGACGCCCACCAACUUGAUCAGCAACAUGUGAAGAUGCGAUGCUUAGGCUUUGCAAACCAAGCGCCCCGGUUUCCUUAUCAUUUAAACUGAACCUAAACCUUACAGGAUGCACCAGUGUCUCUUCCAUGUUAGGGAAUUUGAAGAGCUACAAGGUAGGUUGCGUAAUUACGAGUCUAUUCAAAUGAAAAAAAAACUGAAAACCUGUCCAAACCUGACCUGAUCAAAAAUCGUCAUAACUUCGUAAUUCCUGGAAAUUUUGAAAAAAAGUAAGUUUAACACGUAAACAUACACAUUUAUCUUUAUUUUCAUCAAUAUUGUGAUUUUUUUGGUUUUUCCUAUGGCUGGAAUUUUACAAUUUUACAAGGAAUCCAAACUAUACUAGACUGAGCCAAAAAAAUCAUCUAUUUUUUUUUUUAAAGUAUAUCGAAAAUAUGGUUUGGGGCGACAAAAAAAAAUUAUUGUGAAAGCUUGAGUCCAUAAUAGUAAUAUUAAGAGGUCUAUCAUCGCAAUUUAAAAUAGUACAUUCUGUAACAAGUUUGGAAUACAGCAUAUUCCGCUCGAGGAAAAAUUUGACACACGAGCCGAAGGCGAGUGUGACGGUUUUACGAGAGUGGAAUAUGCUAUUCCAAACGUGUUUCAGACAUUAUUUUCUCUACGACUACGUAAGAAUAGUAACGCUUAUAUAAUUUUAAACAGAGAAAAGAAACCAAGCAGUUUUUGACAUUUAAGUUUUUGUAUUGUCAAACCAUUUUGUGCCGUCACAAUUUUAUAAUGUAAAUUAUAAUAAAUUUAAACAAAUGGUAUGCCUAAAUCUUUAUUAUAAUUAAAAAUAGUUAUUUACAUUAACUAAUAAAAAAAUAACAUUGUUACAAAUCUAUGUCAACAUCUAUUCUUUUUCUACAUUUUAAAGGUCUUUUUUUAACUUUUUGAAUCUGUCAAAACUUCAAAGCCGGUAUAGUAGGUAACUGGUUUAUCAUUUUAAUAUCAAAUUUAUUAUAAUUUUGAUUUGUAUAUUUGAAAAACAAUAAAUAUUUUUUGUGCCUAAACCUUAAUUAUACAACUGCUAUUAUUUUUUAAUUAAUAAAUAAUACAGUAAUAUUUAAAUAUUUUUAAAUUUUUUACGUUUAGUAAACAGCCAGGAGAUGUCGUUACUUGUGACCAUUCUUAAACAAGAGUAGGAAUAUUCUCGCACAGUAUUGCAGAAAAACAUCCUUUCUAUGAUCAAAAAUUACACUAGAAUGUUACUAUUCUUAAGUAGUCGUAGAGAAAAAUUUUUCCUGAGCUAGUUUUUGUCUCAGAACUCCCAAACCAUUGAGUUUAACAAAAUUGACUUGAAAAUAUUUUUUUAAGAAAAUUAAAUGCUCUACAAAAAAGGUUAAAGUGAAAUUUUUCGUCAGAUUAACCGUUUCCUUAAAAUCAUGCCUUAAAAAUUGGUAUAGUUUUACAUUUUGAUCUUUUAACUUUGGAAUUUUGUAAUUCAUGUAAAAAUCAGUACCCAGAAAAAAACCUAUGAACAAUCUUAUGGGAAAUCAAAUGGUUAUUCAAGGUUAAAGUUGAAGUCAAAACGAAAUUCUUGUUUUUUCCUCAGUAGAUUUAAUUUUUUAUGGAUGAUAAUUUGAUUUUUUUCUUUAUAAAUGUGUAUUAUAUAACUAAUUAAAAAUUUCCAAUAAAAAAACAACAUGAUUGUUAUUAUUUAAAUGAUUAAGUAGGUAACAGUGAAAAUAAUAUUUUCUAAAGAAAAUAGCUUCUUAAAGCGAAAAAAUUCGAAAGAGUUAUUUUUUUUUAAUUUUCAGUAAUUUUAUCAAUAACAUAAAGAUUAUCAUCGAUAAAAGAAUUCAAGUAUUUAACUGACCCCAAAAAAAAAUCUAGAGCGGAAAAAACAAGAAUUUCGUUUUGACUUCAAAUUUAACCUUCAAUAACUUGAUGGAGUGAAUUUAGCCAAAAAUGUUAGGAGACUUUUUUUGUAGAGCAUUUGAUUUCCCAUAAGAAUAUCUAUCAGUUUUUUUUUCCGGGUACUGAUUUUUCCCAUUCCAAUCAAACCUUUUUUGUAGAGCAUUCAAUUUUCUUUAAAAAAUAUUCUCAAGUCAAUUUUGUUAAACUCAAUGGUUUGCGACUCGCUCAGGAAAAAAAAUCUAAAAUUGCGAUGAUAGACCUCUUAAUAUUAAUGUCAUGGACUCAAACUUUCACCAUAAUUUUUUUUUGCACCCCAAACCAUAUUUUUUUGAUAUACUGCGCCUCAAAAUUAACGCAUAAGUAAAAAAACGCCUUUACCAAUCUUUAUGAAUUUUUUAUAAAAAUGCUUUUACUUAUACUUAGGAACUUAUAUCCUAGUUUACGUUUUCGAUGGUUUUUCGAGAAUAUAUUUUUAAAGCCCUCUUAUUUAAUAAAAAAACGUUCGAAAAUAACUUUUAAGGAUUUUUUUAAGUAAAUAAAAAUAUGCUGUUAAAGACCGUAUUUUUGUUAGUUACCCUGAAAAUGAUGUACAAAUCAAACGAACAGUAACGAAAAUACAGCGCUUCAAAGUCGUAAAAAAUGGCGCUUUUUUGAUUAUUUUACUGAAAAGUGGUCAUUUUUUACGACUUUAAAGGGCAGUAUUUUUGUUACUCUUUGUUUGAUUUUCAGGGUAUACCAACAAAAAUACGGUCUUUUACAGCAUAUUUUUAAUUUAUUUUAAAAAAAUUCCCUAUAGAAGUUUUUUUUCGAGCGUUUUUUAUAAUUAAAUAAAAGGGCUUUAAGGAUAUUUUCUCGAAGAACCCUUGAUAACGUAAACUGAGUUAUAAGUUAAAGUAUUUUUAUACAAAAUUUUAUAAAAAUUGGUAAACUCGUUUUAGAGUUGAUUUUUUUUUACUUGUUAUGCGUUAAUUUUGACACGCAGUGAAGGUUAUGGCGACCAUCAUAAAAAAGCGAUGGUCUCAAAAUAUCGUAGCGAAGAAAUGUGAUAAAAAUGUAGAUAAAUGUGAAACCAUGAAUAACAAAUUUAUGGCGAUUUUUUGUUAUGACAGGUUUUAAUUUUUAUCAAAUUAUUUGAGAAUUGCUAAAUUUUAUUUUAAUUGGCUGUAAUUACGCCACUUUUGUCUGAUAUAGCCAACGUGGUAGCUCUUCAAAUAAAAAAAUACACAUAAUAUGUGUAAUAUACAUAGAAGAACACUUAGUGCAAACAUAAUAUUAUGUAUACACAACUGAUUUGAAUCUAUAAUAUUAUUGUAGAUUCUUAUCUUUCCAAUUUGAUAAAAUAACAGGAUGUUAUAGUGUCAAGAUUUGAGAAUUCGCAAGACCAAUUAAGGGCCUUACAAAAUAAAUUAUGAGUAAUCAUUAAUUCCUGGCCUUAAUAUUUAAAAAGGUGAUAUUUUUAACCAACAAAAUGGUCAAAAACCUAAUCUAACCACAUUUUUACGCAAUGGUUAAAUUUAAUGUAAAAAAAAAACAAAUAACGACCAUUGAUUAUUUUUAAACAAAUUUAACUUAACAUAUAUUCCAACACAAAAAACUAAAAGUCAGAAACAUGAACUUGUGCCAUUUUAUUUUUAUUUGUAGUGUCCCAGGUUUUAGGUGCAGGACUUCCAGUUCACUAAAGUAAAAAGCCCAAUUUUUCAAAUUUGAAAAAAGUAUGUUUAAAAAAACAGGUUUUUUACCUGAAGAAACUUCCAUAUGUAUUAACUGAAAUAGCGUUUCACUUUUUGUUUUUAUGAAAAAAUAAACAAAACAAUUUACAACAAAGACCAGUGUCGCCAUCUAGAGUGUCUUAAAGACACCACAGUAGCAUACAAACUCCAAGGUUGAACCAAAUAUAUCCUGAAAAAAAAACAAAAGUGCCGCUUUGUUUAUUUCUAAAAAAACGCUUUAAAACCAAAACUUUUUUUUUCAGUUUACAUCACUACUGCAAUAUUGCUUUUUAUUUUCUGAAAUAUAAUAGUUUAAUUAUCCAAAUUUGGUAUGCAUUUAUAUAUUAAAGACGAUGUAAAGUUUUAUUUUAAUAUUUUACUGGGUUGCUACUAGAGAUUCAAAAUUUCCGGAAAAAUUGAGUGUCGGAAAAAAACCCUGUUUUUUUCCUGGAAAAAUUGGAAAAAAACGGAAAUUUUGGGAAAAAUUGAUAUUUUCUUAAAAACUAA
This is a messenger RNA of Brassicogethes aeneus, 6524 nucleotides long. The record is from the annotation of a GenBank genome assembly. NCBI's taxonomy places the organism in Eukaryota, Metazoa, Arthropoda, Insecta, Coleoptera, Nitidulidae.